GAAACAUCAGUAUUAUUUCUGUGGUGUAAAGUGCAGUUAACUGGGUUUCAAUAUUUGUCAUAAAAUGGAACCGAUUGAAGUUGAGUCGACUGAAUUUUAUCCCAAAGACAACGCUAAAGAGAAUCACACAACAGAAUAUGAUUUAGUCAACAACGCUGAUUUUCCAACACCUAUAUUAAGACGAGGAUGCAACUUUUUCUUGGCAAUACGAUUCAAUCGAGAUUUCGAUGAAACAAAUGAUGUUGUGCGAGUUAGAUUCGGAUUUGGACCCAAACCCAAUGUUGUUAGAGGAACAAGAGCAAUUCUGCCGAUCCUGGCAAGGCAAAAAGUUUUGCCCAAAAACACCUACAUGUGGUCGUCUUGUGUCACCAGAAUUGAUGGAAAUAUUGUAAUGUUACAAGUCCACAUCCCACCAAAUGCUCAAGUUGGAAUCUGGAAAUGUUCGAUUCAAACUAACAUUUCUGGUCAACGUGACAAACGCUACGAUUAUAAAGUCGAAGACGACAUUUAUAUCCUUUUCAAUCCUUGGUGCGAAGACGAUGGUGUUUACAUGCCUGAUGAUAAGGAAAAACAAGAAUAUAUACUCAACGAAAAUGGAAAAAUUUGGUGUGGUACGUUCAAAAAACCAGUAGGAAGGCAUUGGAUUUUUGGACAGUUUGAUGAUAUAGUGUUACCAGCGGCGGUACUUUUGCUGGACAAGUCGGGAUUGGCCCCUGCUGAUAGAGGGUCUCCGGUUUUGGUGGCUAGGGCGAUUUCAGCUGUGAUAAAUUCGGUUGAUGAUGAUGGUCUUCUGGAAGGGAGAUGGGACGGAAAUUACAGCGAUGGUACCUCCCCUCACGCUUGGACCGGUUCUGUGGCAAUUCUCGACCAGUAUCUUCGAACAGGAGGAACUCCAGUAAAAUAUGGUCAAUGUUGGGUUUUCUCAGCUGCUACUGUUUCCGUUUGUCGUGCUUUAGGAAUUCCUUGUCGUUCAGUGACGAAUUAUGUCUCUGCCCACGAUACAAAUUGUUCUCUAACCGUCGACAAAUACUUUGAUUUGUUUGGGAAUAAGAUUGAGAAUGGUCCUGAGGGAGACUGCAACGAUUCUUGUUGGAACUUCCACGUCUGGAACGACGUCUGGAUGACGAGACCUGACUUGCCUCCAGGCUACGGUGGUUGGCAAAUAAUCGACGCAACACCGCAAGAACAAAGCGACAAGAUUUUCAGAUGUGGUCCUGCUUCAGUGGAAGCGGUUCGUAAAGGUCUUGUUGGGUAUUUGUAUGAUACUCCAUUUGUAUUUUCGGAAGUGAACGCUGAUAUAAUUCACUUUCAAGAAGACCAAAACUCGGAUUGGGGGUUCUCCCGUUUAAAAAUCAACCAAUAUCAUGUGGGUCGCAAAAUUUUGACCAAACGCAUUGAUGUCACCGACGAAAAAGGCGAUUCCGAUUUGUGGAAUGUCACCUCUCUUUACAAAAAUCCCGAAGGGACGGAAGGUGAACGAUUAGCUGUGUAUAACGCUGUGAAGGGGGUUCCCAAAGCUCAGCAUCUUUAUGACUUUCCAAGUGAAGUUCAAGAAGAUGUGUUUUUUGAUUUAGUUGAUAUUGAUUCAAUUCCUUUUGGAGAAAAUUUUGAAGUGAAAGUUGAAAUGGAAAACCAAUCUGGGGAGAUGCGUACUAUUAGUGCAGUUCUCUCUGCAAGCUCAAUUUUUUAUACUGGAGUUACGGCAAAUCAAGUUAAACGUCUGCAACAAACCUUUACGUUGGAUCCUAAACAAAAAGAAACUUUAAAAAUUACAAUAACGCCGGAAGAAUAUUUGGAGAAAUUAGUCGAUCAUGGUUUAAUAAAAAUCUACGCUAUUGCUAAUGUGAAAGAAACGAAGCAAACCUGGAGUGAAGAAGAUGAUUUUACCUUGACAAAACCUGAAAUGAUUAUAAAAGUAGCUAGUGAAUGUAAAGUGGGAGAAGAUUGCAAUGUUGCUUUGAGUUUUCAAAACCCCCUGUCUCUUCCUUUAACAGAUUGCAAUUACACAAUAGAAGGGCCAGGUUUACAAAAACCCAAAACAGUUCGAUUUAGGGAUGUUCAGCCUAAGGAAAUUGUCAACAUAAGCGAAUUUUUCAGAGCCAAAAGGCCCGGAGAAAGAAGAAUUGUUGUUAAUUUUAACUCUAAACAAAUGCAAGGCAUUUCGGGUACAAGCAAAGUUACUGUUGCUUGAAAAAUUAAAUAUGUCAAAGUUGUUGGGCAAGAAGAAGAAUUAUUUUAAUAUAGUUUGCACUUUGCAAUAUUGUAUAAUCAUUUUACAUAAAGUGUCAAGAAGUUUUUUUUUGAAAAGUAGUUUUAUUUCAACUGAGUCCU
Molecule: messenger RNA, 2331 nt
Organism: Tribolium madens (black flour beetle)
Lineage: Eukaryota; Metazoa; Arthropoda; Insecta; Coleoptera; Tenebrionidae
Product: hemocyte protein-glutamine gamma-glutamyltransferase-like
Exons: 8
Coding region: 65-2191 (708 amino acids)
Biological process (GO): peptide cross-linking
Molecular function (GO): protein-glutamine gamma-glutamyltransferase activity
Source: RefSeq, a predicted model, not a curated record